ACCCCGUCGUCCAAUCCGCCGAUCACACCCCGACUCUCCCUCUUCUUGCCCCCGCUCCGCUGCGCUCCUCACGGGGUACAAGAAGCGCUGAGCCGGGCAUACCCCGCACCGCACACGCGCACGCACAGACCAAAGUCCCCCUUCAAACCCGCUGAGCUAGCAAUGGAGAGCAGCGGCAUCAUUGCGACAUGUACUCCCCAAUGAUUGAUUAUCUCAUUCCCGUCUAAGCUAGAUCUUCUUGAAUCUUGAGACCACCACGGCCUCCUCAUCCCCAGUCGUGCUCGUGCGCCCUUGCUCCCAUCCGCUCCGCCCGAUGACCAACGGCGGCCACAGCAUGAGCGGGGCCAGCAUCGCUGGCGGCGCUGGCGGCUGGCUGGGGUUCUCGCUGUCGCCUCACGUGGCCAUGGACGCGGCCGCCGGCGCCGGCAUCGUCGACGUGGCCGGCCACCACCACGCGCACCACGGCGGGGUCUACUACCAGCCUGACGCGGUCGCGUCCUCCCCCAUGUCCUUCUACUUCGGCGGCGGCGACAAUGUCGGCGCCGCGAGCGGCGGGUACUACUCCGGGAUCUCCGCCCUGCCUCUCAGGUCCGACGGCUCCCUCUGCCUCGCCGACGCGCUCCGGAGGAGCGAGCAGAAACACCACGGGGCGGGGGUGUCGGCGCCGCCGAAGCUCGAGGACUUCCUGGGCGCGAGUCCCGCCAUGGCGCUGACCCUGGACAACUCCGGCUACUACUACGGCGGCCACGGCCACGGCCAUGGCGACGCUGGAGGCGGCCAGCACCAGCUGCCGUACGCCAUGAUGCCUGGCUCCGGUGGCCACCACAUGUACUACGACGCCCACGCGGCGUUGCUGGACGAGCAGGCUGCAGCCACGUCGGCCGCGAUGGAAGCGGCCGGCUGGAUGGCGCGUGCCGGAGACGUCUACGACGUGGACGGCGGCAACGGCGAGGACGGCGGGGGCGCCAUCGUGGCGGCCGGCCACGACAACCCCGGUGGGUACGUACACCCGCUGACGCUGUCCAUGAGCUCCGGGUCCCAGUCCAGCUGCGUGACCAUGCAGCAGGCGGCUGCACAGGCCCACGCCUGCGUCGGCCAGGCGGCCGCGGCCAGCAAGAAGCGCGGCGCCGGCGCCGGGCAGAACAAGCAGCCGGUCGUCCACCGCAAGUGCAUCGACACCUUCGGCCAGCGCACGUCCAAGUACAGGGGCGUCACCAGCAAAAGCAGGCAUAGGUGGACGGGGAGGUAUGAGGCGCACCUCUGGGACAACAGCUGCCGGAAGGAAGGCCAGACCAGGAAAGGCCGGCAAGUUUAUCUUGGUGGGUAUGACAUGGAGGAGAAGGCGGCGAGGGCGUAUGACCUGGCGGCGCUCAAGUACUGGGGCGCGUCCACGCACAUCAACUUCCCGGUGGAGGACUACCAGGAGGAGCUGGAGGUGAUGAAGAACAUGACCAGGCAGGAGUAUGUGGCUCACCUCAGAAGGAAGAGCAGCGGGUUCUCGCGCGGCGCUUCGAUGUACCGGGGAGUCACCAGGCACCACCAGCAGGGGCGGUGGCAGGCGCGCAUCGGCCGCGUCUCCGGCAACAAGGACCUCUACCUCGGCACAUUCAGCGCGGAGGCGGACGCGGCGGAGGCGUACGACGUGGCGGCGAUCAAGUUCCGCGGCCUCAACGCAGUCACCAACUUCGACAUCAACCGGUACGACGUGGACAAGAUCAUGGAGAGCAGCACGCUGCUCCCCGGCGACCAGGUGCGGCGCAGGAAGGACGGCCCCGACGAGAGCGCCGCCGUGGUGGCCAGCGCGGCGGCCGCCCUCGUGCAGGCCGGCAGCGCCGCGGAUUACUGGAGGCAGCCUGCGGCGGUGACCACGGACGAUCAGAGCCGCCACCACCUGGACCUCCUGUCGAGCGAGUCCUUCUCGCUGCUGCGCGGCGUGGUGUCCGUGGACGGCGACGCGGCUGGUGCUCAGCAGGGGCAGGGCAACCGCAUGUCGGGCGCGUCGUCGCUGGCCACGAGCCUGAGCAACUCCCGGGAGCAGAGCCCGGACCAGGGAGGCGGCCUGGCCAUGCUAUUCGCCCGGCCCGCGGCGCCGAAGCUGGCGAGCUCGCUGCCCAUGGGCACCUGGGUCUCAUCGCCGGCUCCGGCCAGGCCCGGCGUCUCGGUGGCGCACAUGCCAGUGUUCGCCGCGUGGGCCGACGCGUGAGACUGACUUGCUCGACUACAGCGUCGUCCUUUUGGUGCUGCAUCCACGAGGAGAUAGCAAGAUCGUUUAACUAGGGCUGGUUACUUAGCAUUAGUAGCUGCGUUAGCAAGGAACUGUAAGGUGGUUUAUUAGCCAUAGCUGGUAGCUUAGUGGCGCAUGCAUGCAUCUGCCUGGGCUCUCGUGGUUCCUUCUCCAGCUGCGUCUGGGACGAAGGGUUUUUGUAGUAUCCGAGCCAUGGCACGGCAGCAGCAGCGUUGCCGCCGGUCCGGCGGAGAGCCGCCGCUGAUCGGAGCUGGAUGGGUAGUGGUAGCUCCUGUCUCCAGACCUCCUAACUUUCAUCAAACCAAAAUGUUCGACCUUCGUGUUCAUGUGACUUGGCCGCGUGUCUGAACUCUGAACUUUCUUGCUUUCUGGGGUUCUCUUUGCUCGGGCUCGUGUAGUCACGGACUCGUCAGUGCCCCGGGAUCCUCAUGUUUGAUGCAGCUUCAGUUUCGUACCGGAAUCGCUGGCUGUCCUUGACAAUAUUUACACUGUUGGAUUGGGGGCGACUAGUAUAGAAAAGCAGCUUGUGGUGCAAAAAUAGAAAACUCAAAGCUGGACCACUCGAUUGAUGACGGAUGGCACAGAUUCAACUGGUGGGAAUGUGUACACACAAAUGCGUGCUUCUGUUCAAAAAGGACCUUCGUUUCUACCGAAUUUGCUUCUGAAUGUGCCAUCAAACGACGGCCACCCCUCUCCCAUCUCCCCUGUUGCUUCCAGACGGCGGCGGCGCUUCAGAUCCGGUGCCAAGCGCCUCUUCCUUCCCCUUCCUAGCUACUCUUACUCAAGGCCACCUGAUUCCUCUUACUGGCCGACACCGGAAUCACGCUCCAGAUAUUCGAGCGGCAACUGGCCGCCGUCACGACGGUGAACUCCACGGGGGGCUGCGCCCCGCUCGUGUAGGUGCCUAGGAGGCACUGCGUGGCAUUCGCCGUGCCCGCCUCCGACGCAUCUACGGCGAGAAUGAGCUCACCCUGUCCGCGCCCAAGCUGCAAGGCUGAUGCUAAUCUGAAGCCAUUUUGAUGUUAAUUUGGAGCCAUUUCUUUGCCGCUAUGCACAGUCCAAAGCUGAAGCUAUGUUUUAGCUUGUUGUUCGUUAAUCUGUGGUGGGCUCCUUGGCUCCUUCCGAACCAGCCUGUGUGACAUGGUGCAGACCUACAAGGCGUCAUCACAAUGAUUAAUUUCCCUGGACAGAAGCUCGAUGAACAGGAAACACUGCAUCUGGAGGCAACCGUUGUGUGCCAUCAAGAUAGCAACGUUGAUGUAGUUCUUAAUGGCAAUGCUUGUCGAGCCAUGAUUAUCAUAUUCCUUCAGACUCAGCAGUGCCCGUCAUGUACCAGAGUUGAUGCAAUUUCCGCUAGUAAUUCUUGUUGAUCCUGUCAUGUUAUUGAAACCUGAUAUGAAUGCCUUCUUGUGUUAUGCCUGGGAUGUUCUAGUUUGACAUGUACCCAAAAAAUGUGGCGGGGAUAGUCCAGUUUGACAUGCAGUCAAGCAUUUGUGCCUAGAAUGGUCCAUUUUAACAUGUAUACACAAUUUCCUGUGCCUGAGA
This is a messenger RNA of Triticum aestivum (bread wheat), 3790 nucleotides long. Its product is annotated as AP2-like ethylene-responsive transcription factor CRL5. Gene Ontology annotation, molecular function: DNA-binding transcription factor activity; DNA binding. The transcript has 11 exons. NCBI's taxonomy places the organism in Eukaryota, Viridiplantae, Streptophyta, Magnoliopsida, Poales, Poaceae. Gene Ontology annotation, biological process: regulation of DNA-templated transcription. The record is from RefSeq and is a predicted model, not a curated record. Bases 314 to 2203 code for a protein of 629 amino acids.